Onychostruthus taczanowskii (white-rumped snowfinch) is the source of this 1749-nucleotide messenger RNA. RefSeq lists its product as uncharacterized. The record is from RefSeq and is a predicted model, not a curated record. Lineage: Eukaryota; Metazoa; Chordata; Aves; Passeriformes; Passeridae. The transcript is spliced from 2 exons. The coding region runs from base 179 to 1195 and encodes 338 amino acids. Gene Ontology annotation, cellular component: membrane.
AGAAGUUAUUGUAAUAUACACACAGAAAUAGAAAGGGCUAUAAGCUCCAAACAAUAGUUGUAUUUCAUCUGCCAUUUCUCAGUGGAAGGCUCAGCCUACUGUUUCUGUGGAACAAUUCCUUGAAAAGUUCCGUUUCAAACACCGUUGAACAGGAAAUAAGCACAGUGUGGAAAGAAGGAUGACUUCUCACAACAUGACGUGGAUCAGCUACCCAAGCAAGAGCCAGCCUUUUGUUUCCCCAGAAGAAAUCGAAGCUGUCAUAGCUUCUCAAAACAUCAUAUCCAGAGUUAUGCACUGUUACAUUGCCUUUUUUGUACCCACAGGAUUAAUAGCUGGCAUAUGUAUUUUGAUCAUUUUCAUAAAGAAUUAUUUUCAGAACAAAAGAGCAAGCUUGGACUUACUUCUUCUGUAUUUCACCAUCAGCAAUAUCAUAAUGAUUUUUUUUUCCUUUACUGUCAUCACUAGACCUGACUAUUUAACAGCAACCCACCUUGCCUGUAGCGUACUGUCAUUUUUUUUCAACUUUGGUUAUUUCAAUUCUCAGUAUGCUUUCAUUCUGACACUUCUCACACUAUUACUGGAGAGAUUUCCACCACAGACUGCUCUCUGCAAAGCCACCCAAAGACCCAUCUUGUGUGUUGGGCUUGUACUCACAUACACCUUCUGCUUGUCCCUGACGGAGGCAGUGCUGGUUGGCACUGAUAAUUAUCACCUGGAAGCACACUGCCAGUUGGAUCCAUUAUUUGCAUGGCCCGAAUAUGAGAUUGUUAAGUUCACCUUUGGGUUUGGAAUCCCGUCAUUGCUCCAAAUCCUCUGUUUUACUGUUCUGUGGGCUAAAGAAGCACCUGCUGGAGCUCCAGCCUUGCAGCAGCACAUGCGCGCUUACCCCGCCGUGUACGUGAUCAGCGUGACGAUGUUCAUCUGCCGCCUGUUUUAUAACGUCAUGAUUCUCUUCAGGACAGCACUGAAACUACAGAGGAGCAUUGGAACGGCAAAGAACGAGCUUGUGAUGAACACUGCAGAAAUAGUGUUGUUCUGUGAGAGCUGCGCUAGCUUGGUAGUUAUACUUUGUAUUCAUAAACCGUGCAGGGAUGAAGUACUUCAAGUCAUACAGAGGUGCAGAAGGAGAACCCGUGCCAGCAAUCACCUUGAAAUACCAGAAACAGCCCCGACCCAUCAAAGGGGGUCACAGUAAUACUAGCUCUUCUGAACAACUGUCAAUCCACUUUGCUUUUUAGCUUGUGGGUUUUGGUUUGGUUUUUUACUUCUUCAAAAAAAGGGCAAGUGUUCCUUCUUUAGAACCCAAACUUGGCCUAUCUUACAGCUAGCAGUACUGGAAGAAAAAAGAUGGUCAGUUCUAGUACUUACAGUGAAAUCUGUAAGAAAACUUCCAGGGUCUGGGGCUCUUUGGGGUUUUUUUUCAUAUAUACAUAUAUAUUUAAAUAAUCUAUUUUUCUGCAAGCCAUUGCUUCCAAGUCAGGUAGAAAGAUGAGUACUGUUGCCAAAGAACUGUGCUUCUGCAAUAAUAUCAAUGCCCUAGCAGAGCUGCAAACAAAAAUGUGGCAGGAAGCAACUUUGAACAAAGGUCAAAAUCUGUAGUCAGAGCAUUUUCUCAGGUGUAUUUCCUCCUUUGACUUCUUACCCUUCAAACUACUUAUUUCUAUAACACUGGUAUAUAACUGGUAUAUAUAAUUCUAGUGGCAGCAACAGUGAAGUUUUUGUCUGAAUUCCUGCACCAAAAAAAAGAGA